Messenger RNA from Ochotona princeps (American pika), 3959 nucleotides. It is a transcript of the gene FZD3, whose product is annotated as frizzled class receptor 3. The record is from RefSeq and is a predicted model, not a curated record. Gene Ontology annotation, molecular function: Wnt-protein binding; Wnt receptor activity. The transcript is spliced from 7 exons. NCBI's taxonomy places the organism in Eukaryota, Metazoa, Chordata, Mammalia, Lagomorpha, Ochotonidae. Gene Ontology annotation, cellular component: plasma membrane. The coding region runs from base 513 to 2513 and encodes 666 amino acids. Gene Ontology annotation, biological process: canonical Wnt signaling pathway; non-canonical Wnt signaling pathway.
CGCACUCGCUCCCCGGGGCCGCGCGUCCUGGCGCUCGCGGAAAGCUCGCGGUUGCUCCCAAGCGCGCGCAAGCGGUCCUCGAGCCGCUCGGUGUACCUGAGGGACGCGCGGGCGCCGGCGGCCGGCUCUGCAUCCACCGUCCCGAUCCUGGAACCCGGCGCCAAGGUCUAAGAUAAUCUAAUCAAAGGAAGAAAUAGCUCUUCUCCUAAGAUGGAAUCUGUAGUAUGGGAAUGUGGUUGAUCAACUUGAUGUGUUGGUCAGAUGUGCCCUAUGUAAUAAAAUGAAAGGAAGAGACAAGAUGAUGUCAUUUUCCCAUAUUGUGAAACCAACAACAAAUGCCUUUUGUGAGAUCAAGCUAACAAAUCUCUGACGGUGCAAGAGUGUUUAACUGUUGAAGAACUUUACAGCAAGAUAUUAGAAGUACUUUCAAGCUGAGACCUGCAGGUGCAUAAAGAUCUAAAAUUUGUGUUGAGUAGGCUGAUCAUCCAAAAUAUCACUCAGAUCCAGCAAAGAUGGCUUUUCGUUGGAUCGUCUUCUGUCUUUGGCCCUUGACCAUGUUUGUGGGACAUAUAAAUGGACACAGUUUGUUUUCUUGUGAACCUAUUACCUUGAGGAUGUGCCAAGAUUUGCCUUAUAAUACUACCUUCAUGCCUAAUCUUCUGAAUCAUUAUGACCAACAAACAGCAGCUUUAGCAAUGGAGCCAUUCCAUCCUAUGGUGAAUUUGGAUUGUUCUCGAGAUUUCCGGCCAUUUCUUUGUGCACUGUAUGCUCCUAUUUGCAUGGAAUAUGGUCGUGUCACACUUCCCUGCCGAAGGCUGUGUCAGCGAGCUUACAGUGAAUGUUCGAAGCUCAUGGAGAUGUUUGGUGUUCCUUGGCCUGAAGAUAUGGAAUGCAGUAGGUUUCCAGAUUGCGAUGAGCCGUAUCCUCGACUUGUGGACCUGAAUGUAGUUGGAGAUCCAACUGAAGGAGCCCCAGUGGCAGUGCAGAGGGACUAUGGUUUUUGGUGUCCCCGAGAGUUAAAAAUUGAUCCUGAUCUUGGUUAUUCUUUUUUGCACGUGCGUGAUUGUUCACCUCCUUGUCCAAAUAUGUAUUUUAGGAGAGAAGAACUCUCAUUUGCUCGCUAUUUUAUAGGAUUGAUUUCCAUCAUUUGCCUUUCUGCCACGUUGUUUACUUUUUUAACGUUUUUGAUUGAUGUCACAAGAUUCCGUUAUCCUGAAAGGCCUAUUAUAUUUUACGCAGUCUGCUAUAUGAUGGUGUCUUUGAUUUUCUUCAUUGGGUUUUUGCUUGAGGACCGAGUAGCCUGCAAUGCAUCCAGCCCUGCACAGUAUAAAGCCUCUACAGUGACACAAGGAUCUCAUAAUAAGGCCUGCACCAUGCUUUUUAUGGUACUCUAUUUUUUCACCAUGGCUGGCAGUGUAUGGUGGGUAAUUCUUACCAUCACAUGGUUCUUAGCAGCUGUGCCAAAGUGGGGGAGUGAAGCUAUUGAGAAGAAAGCAUUGCUGUUUCAUGCCAGUGCGUGGGGCAUCCCCGGAACUCUAACUAUCAUCCUUUUAGCGAUGAAUAAAAUUGAAGGUGACAACAUUAGUGGCGUGUGUUUUGUUGGCCUCUACGAUGUUGACGCACUGAGAUACUUUGUUCUUGCUCCCCUCUGCCUGUAUGUGGUAGUCGGAGUUUCUCUCCUGUUAGCCGGCAUUAUAUCACUGAACAGAGUUCGAAUUGAGAUUCCAUUAGAAAAGGAGAAUCAAGAUAAAUUAGUGAAGUUUAUGAUCCGGAUUGGUGUUUUCAGCAUUCUUUACCUCGUACCACUCUUGGUUGUAAUUGGAUGCUACUUUUAUGAACAAGCUUACCGUGGCAUCUGGGAAACCACGUGGAUCCAAGAGCGCUGCAGGGAGUAUCACAUUCCAUGUCCGUAUCAGGUGACUCAAAUGAGUCGUCCAGACCUGAUUCUUUUUCUCAUGAAAUACCUGAUGGCUCUCAUAGUUGGUAUUCCCUCUGUAUUUUGGGUUGGAAGCAAAAAGACAUGUUUUGAAUGGGCCAGUUUCUUCCAUGGUCGUCGGAAAAAAGAGAUAGUGAAUGAGAGCCGACAGGUCCUCCAGGAACCCGAUUUCGCCCAGUCACUCCUUAGGGAUCCCAAUACUCCUAUUAUAAGAAAAUCAAGAGGAACUUCCACUCAAGGAACAUCUACACAUGCCUCUUCCACUCAGUUGGCUAUGGUGGAUGAUCAGAGAAGCAAAGCAGGAAGCGUCCACAGCAAAGUGAGCAGCUACCACGGCAGCCUGCACAGGUCGCGUGAUGGCAGGUUCACUCCCUGCAGCUACCGAGGAGUGGAGGAGAGACUACCUCACGGCAGCAUGUCCCGGCUCACAGAUCACUCCAGGCACAGCAGUUCCCAUCGGCUCAACGAACAGUCACGACACAGCAGCAUCAGAGACCUCAGUAACAACCCAAUGACUCACAUCACACACGGCACCAGCAUGAAUCGAGUUAUUGAAGAAGAUGGAACUAGCGCUUGAUUGGUCUUGUCCUCAGUGGGAAAGUUGUGCUGUUUAAAAAGCAGGUUUUCUUCUUUGCCUUUGCAUGACUGAUUGCUGAAACUCAGUUGACCGCGCUGCUUUCAGUCAGGUGCAGAUUGUAUCCGUUGGAAAGGUAAAUGUUGCUUUUCUAUUGCAUCAAGCUUCAAACAUCAAAGCCUCCAAAACACAAAGAAUUAUAUAAUCCUCAGUCCUCACAAGUAAUCCUUUCUAAGUGGUGAAGAGAUAAUUAUUUGUCUGGUAAGCAUUUUUAUAAACCCACUUGAUUUUAUAUUUAGAAAAAUCCUCAAUGUGUGGUGACUGCUUUGUAGUGAACUUUCAUAUGAUAUGAACUAGUUGUGAGAUAACAUUCUGGUAGUUCUGUUAAUAACAAAAUUUCAGAAUUAAAGAAAUUUUCUAUGCAAGGUGUUUUUCUCAGAUGAAUUGUAGGACUUUGUAGUUUUAUUUCCAGGAAGUGAAGAAAAAAGCUGUUUUUAAACUGUAGGAAAAUUUGAUAAAUCAGCAAGUGUAUUUUAGCUAAUAGAAUGUAAGUGCAGCAGAAGAAUCUGGUUAGUCUGUGGAAGGUUAUAUCAAAAUUCAGUCAAAAUAAUCUUUAUCCAGAGAUAGGAUUUGGAUUAGUAAUGGAAUAAAAGCAGAGGUGGGCAUUUUCCCCCCUAUAAUUGUGUUGUUUUUGUUUUGUAAAUAUUACUUUUAUUGGCUGUAUUUUUAUAACUUAACCAUAUGCAUGAUAGAAAAAUUUUAAUUUGUACCCAUCUCUUCUCAUGUAAUAGUAUUGAUUCAUAGAGAACCUCAUGUCCUGAUGUGCUUUGUGGAGGCAUCUAAUGAGAUAAACAUACAUUGUAAGGUUUUUUUGUGGUAACCGCAGUUACUUAAUGGCAAAAGCUUUUUUCCGUGUUGUUGUGUUUUUCUGCAGUGAAUUGUGACCUUGCCCAAACCACCAGACUUUGGUAUCCAGGCCCCUCCAUAGUGAGUUGAUUGUCUGCACUUGUGCUGUCCCAGUAGCCAGUAGACCACAGCUUUUGUCCCACAUUUUUAUUUUCAGUUUCUGGAUCAUUCGUGUUCAUAGCUGAAAUAUACGUAUUAACCCAAGUCCAAAGUGAUAAAUAAUUUGAUAUUUGAAAUCUCGUAGCUAAAUGGAGCAUGAUUAGUCUUACUAUGAGUAUUUUUUAAUCUUAAAAAUAUCAAGAAAUAUUUGACAUAUUAUCUUGUAAUGUUUAAGUAAUUUACAAUAUGAACUGAAUGUUGUAAUAUGUAAAAAGUAAUCAAAAGGGAAAACGAAAAUGGAAAAAAUUAUAGAAAAUGCUAGAUGUCUUAUGUAGAAAAGCAUAUUUGAACAAGUGGUUGUCAACCCUGACUAUAGGUAAGAACCAUCUGGAAAACUGCUGAGGUCCAACACUUUCCACCACUCAGUUGAUAAUUCUUAGCUUU